CUGAGUUCCAGAACAGAGCGUCUAAGCGGAAGCGACAAACAACGUCGGACAAAAACCCAAGAGAAAGGGUUUUAGGUACUAGGAUUUCAGCCGAUGUCGAAAGACUCCUAACAGUGAAAUACUUUGGCCUCUCUCAGCAGUUGGGAAGAGAGAGAUGGAAAAGACAGUGGCGACGCUGGACAAAGGGACGACCUGCUCGUCGUGGAACUACAGCGGACAGAGAAUGGCUACCGGCUCUACCGACGGUACCUUGGCAAUUUUCGACUCAGUCGACCCGACUUCUUCCUCUUUCACUUGCUCUUCUAGAUCCAAGGUUCAUGAAGCAAGCAUUGUGAAAGUUGUUUGGGUUCCUCCAGAAUAUGGUGAUGCAGUUGCAUGCAUUUAUGCUGAUGGAACUUUGUCAUUGUGGGAGGAGGUUGUUGAAGAUUCAAGACCCCUUCAAUGGAAGCUUUGCAAAGACUUUGAUAAAAGUUCAAAUCAAGUGCUAGAUGUGCAAUUUGGAGUCUCCCUCAUUGGUUUGAAGAUGGUUGCUGCAUAUUCAGAUGGCCACUUGAAAGUCUACGAGCUCCUAGAUCCAUUGGAACUGAAGAAUUGGCAACUUCAGGCAGAGUUUCAGAAUGUUAUCGAUUCAGUGUCAAAAUUUGGAAAGGCUGCAUGCUUGUCUGCUUCUGUCUCAUGGUCUCCAGAAAGAGGGGAAAGCCAGCAAUUGAGUUUUGUUCUUGGUUUCAAUUCAAAUAUAAUGCAACUCAAUUCUGCCAAGGUUUGGGAGUUUGAUCAGGAUCAUCAAAGAUGGCUCCCAGUUGCGGAAUUAGCUUUACCUGAGGAAAAGGGCGAUCCUGUUUAUGCAGUUGCAUGGGCACCAAAUAUUGGCAGGCCAUAUGAGGUAAUAGCAACUGCAACUCACAAGGGAAUCGCAAUAUGGCAUCUUGGAUUGAACCCCGAUCUUGAUGGAAGGCUCUCGGUGGAGAAGGUUGCUUCACUCUCUGGUCAUGAAGGCGGGGUUUGGGAGAUGGAGUGGGACAUGAGUGGGAUGACGCUAGCGACCACCGGAGGCGAUGGCGUGGUGAGGUUGUGGCAGUCUAACUUAAAUGGCGUUUGGCACGAGCAGGCAGUUUUUGAACCCACCACCUAGCCCCGGCUCUUCUCUUUUGCCACAACUUAUUGUUGUAUUCUGGCUCUUAUGUUCAAAAUUUCAGUUGGAUUCAACACUUCAGUUUUCCUUCGCCCCAACUGGGUAGUGUAGUGGAAUGUGAUCAUAUACUGAUUUCUGAGUACUGUUCAGGUUUACGUUUUUUCGAGCGAAA
Messenger RNA from Rhododendron vialii, 1304 nucleotides. RefSeq names its product protein SEH1. NCBI's taxonomy places the organism in Eukaryota, Viridiplantae, Streptophyta, Magnoliopsida, Ericales, Ericaceae. The coding region runs from base 155 to 1132 and encodes 325 amino acids. The record is from RefSeq and is a predicted model, not a curated record. Gene Ontology annotation, biological process: cellular response to amino acid starvation; positive regulation of TORC1 signaling. The transcript has 8 exons. Gene Ontology annotation, cellular component: nuclear pore outer ring; Seh1-associated complex. Gene Ontology annotation, molecular function: protein binding; structural molecule activity.